AAACAACUUGUAGUAAAGAGUAAGGUUUAUAAGAUUCAUUGUAGCUUAAUAAGUAACAAAUUUAUUACAUUAUAACGUUUAAAAAAAAGAAAUCACUAAAAAUGAAAAUAUCUUUUUCAUCACUGCUCACGGCUGUUUUGUUUGUAAGCCUGCCUUUAGCGAACGCACUGCCAGUACGACCGGUACCUACGGAAGAAAACACUGCGCUCAAAACCCGAAUUCCUCGUUUACGCUCUUUGAUUCUUUCGGGCAACCAACUGACCCUUCUCCGCGAAAGAUCCUCUUCAUCUGCUGAUGAAUUUGGAACCACAUUACGAUCUAGUUCUGACGUAUCAGAGACGGAUUUUAGACUUGGCCACACCGGAAAUACCCUUCCAUCUAAAAUAACAUCAGAGAAUACGGACAGCUCGCACUCUCGAGAAAUUCGCAGUGUAACCUACAGUGAUACUCAAGUACCUGUUGAAUCCUCAACGGAGAAUGUACCGACACAAGAAGCAACUUCUAGUCCGGUUAAAGAGCAAACUACCACGGGUUUUAAAGAAGAGGUUACAACCCCCAGUUCGAUUCAAGAAGAAACAACCGUCACAUUAACCACGGAGAUACCAACUGUUGCACCGACAGUUGUCUUAGUGCAAGAGUACCUCGAGAAUGCCUCAACGCAAGUCGAUUAUCUAUUGGCUAGGUUGGACAAACAAUAUAGAUUGAUUGGUGUAGUUGACUAUAUCCCUGAUGAAAGAUACCGCCCUUCUUUGCCAUCAGAUGUUUUGGACAACUCAAGACAAUGUGUUCAAAUUGAGCUGACUUUACUGGCAAUGCACGAGGUUCUUGUUGAUUUUCUUCCUCAUUUGAAUGCGUUGUAUACAUUGAAUGGUGACACAACAGUUUAUAUUUCUACAAGGACCCUAGCUUGGUUCAUAUCAGUGAGUGUGUCUCCCCCUGUUUACGAUUACAUACCAGAAGGGAUACAAGGAACCGGUACUAAGAACACGGAGGAGGUCGUCAACACACUCGGAGCUCUUCGGACACAGGCUUCUUUAAUGCAACAAGUUAUUUCGAAUCUGAAAAAAUGCUGAUGAGCCAAGCCAGGAAUGAUUAUUGUUAUCCAAGGGAGACUACUAUGUUGUGAUCGGACAAUCCAUUUGUUUUGAUUUUUAUUAUUUAUUACGUGUAUUUAAAUAUUGUAUUUAUUUAACAGACGUUUUUAGUGAGCUGCAGGAUAUUUUUUACAAUGAAAUGAUCUCACGUGAUGUGUUCAUAUUUAUUCCACAUCAUUUUCUGCUUUUCUAAAAUGUGCUUACAAAGUUUUCAUACUAGAUAGAAAUGACCAUCCAUCGUACUUUUACUGUUUAUUUGUUGUUGUUUCCAGUUUCUCUACCUUUAAAAAUAAAAUUUGUUCAAGGUUUCUUAUCAAACGGAGAUUGGCUCCAUGGGUCCAUGGGGAAAUUGUGAAAAUCAAAUAACGGAAAUACGGAGUAGAAACAGUAUUGUCGAUUCACUUUACCGCUUUAGCAAAAAUAGAAAAUGAUAUAUUUAUAUUUUUGACAAUUACAAUUCAUGUAUAUGUACAGUAUUUGCUCAGUACUUUCAUCAUGACAUUAACGAAGCAUACGAAGUGUUCAAAUCAUUGUCUUCCAGACGAUUGGUGCAAAUCAAUGUCUUUCAGACGAUUAGUGCAAAUUAAUGUCUUUCAGACGAUUGGUGCAAAUCAUUGUCUUCCAGAUGACUGCUAAUUAUCUUAGCUCACCAUAUUGUUUGUAAUUUAUUCCAUAGUUACUGUCAAUUGUUGUGUAUUUAAUGUUUAAAUUAAUACCAUCAGAUGUUGUGAAUUUUUUUACUGCAUACAAACUGUAUUUAACUAUCAAUGUUCAUGUUUUUGUGUUUCCAUACAGCGUUUGUUACUAGAUUUGUGAAUUUAAUUUCAUGUUUUUAUAUUUUUAUGUUUUAUUUUUUACUAAUAAAUGGCAUAUC
Ruditapes philippinarum (Manila clam) is the source of this 1968-nucleotide messenger RNA. RefSeq lists its product as uncharacterized. Lineage: Eukaryota; Metazoa; Mollusca; Bivalvia; Venerida; Veneridae. The transcript is spliced from 5 exons. The record is from RefSeq and is a predicted model, not a curated record. Bases 102 to 1073 code for a protein of 323 amino acids.